Acomys russatus (golden spiny mouse) is the source of this 1905-nucleotide messenger RNA. It is a transcript of the gene Csgalnact2, whose product is annotated as chondroitin sulfate N-acetylgalactosaminyltransferase 2. Lineage: Eukaryota; Metazoa; Chordata; Mammalia; Rodentia; Muridae. The record is from RefSeq and is a predicted model, not a curated record. Gene Ontology annotation, cellular component: Golgi cisterna membrane. The transcript is spliced from 7 exons. Gene Ontology annotation, molecular function: glucuronosyl-N-acetylgalactosaminyl-proteoglycan 4-beta-N-acetylgalactosaminyltransferase activity. The coding region runs from base 196 to 1827 and encodes 543 amino acids.
CAGGAAAUAUACUUAAUUUCUCACUUCUGCAAGUAGUCAUGACUACUGAAGAAAGAAUCUUUUUAAACUACAGAAGAGUCCAUUUGGGUCUCUUGUAUGGAAAUCCUAAUUUUGUUUUUAGCUUUUUGUAAUUUUUUGCUAAAGUUAUGAACAAGCAAAAAGCUUGUCUUGUGAGGCAAACACACACACGUGAGAAUGUCUAGAAGAGGACAGAUUCUUCACAGCCGGACCCAGUGGCUGCUGUUGGGCCUUGCUUUGCUCUUCAGUUUAGUAUUAUUUAUGUACCUCCUGGAAUGUGCUCCCCAGACUGAUGGAAAUGCAUCUCUUCCUGGUGUUGUUAGAGAAAAUUAUGGUAAAGAAUAUUACCAGGCCCUCCUGCAGGAGCAAGAAGAACAUUACCAGACCAGGGCAACCAGUCUGAAACGCCAGAUUGCCCAGCUAAAGCAAGAAUUACAAGACAUGAGUGAGAAGAUGAGAUCAUUGCAAGAGAAAAAGAGUAUAGGGGCUAAUGGCAUAGGCUAUCAAAGUAACAGAGAGCAAUCACCUAGUGAUCUCUUAGAAUUUCUUCAUUCCCAGAUUGACAGAGCUGAAGUUGGCAUAGGCGCCAAACUACCCAGUGAGUAUGGAGUCGUCCCCUUUGAAAGUUUUACUUUAAUGAAAGUAUUUCAGUUGGAAAUGGGCCUGACUCGCCAUCCUGAAGAAAAGCCAGUUAGAAAAGACAAACGAGAUGAAUUGGUAGAAGUUAUUGAAGCUGGCUUGGAGGUCAUUAAUAAUCCUGAGGAAGAUGAUGAACAGGAAGAUGAGGAGGGCCCCCUUGGAGAGAAACUGGUAUUUAAUGAAAAUGACUUCAUAGAAGGCUAUUAUCGUACUGAGAAAGAUAAAGGAACACAGUAUGAACUCUUUUUUAAGAAAGCAGACCUUUUGGAAUAUAGACAUGUGACUCUCUUUCGCCCUUUCGGGCCGCUCAUGAAAGUGAAGAAUGAAGUGAUUGACAUCACAAGAUCAAUUAUUAAUAUCAUUGUGCCACUUGCCGAAAGGACUGAAGCAUUUGCACAAUUUAUGCAGAACUUCAGAGACGUUUGUAUUCAUCAAGACAAGAGGAUUCAUCUCACAGUUGUAUAUUUUGGGAAAGAAGGACUGUCUAAAGUCAAGUCUAUCCUAGAGUCUGUCACAAGUGAAUAUAAUUUUCAUAAUUACACCUUGGUCUCACUGAAUGAAGAAUUUAACCGUGGCCGAGGACUAAAUGUGGGCGCCCGAGCUUGGGACAAGGGAGAGGUCUUGAUGUUUUUCUGUGAUGUUGAUAUAUAUUUCUCAGCUGAGUUCCUCAACAGCUGCCGAUUAAAUGCUGAGCCAGGUAAAAAAGUGUUUUAUCCUGUGGUGUUCAGUCUUUACAAUCCUGCCAUUGUUUAUGCUAAUCAGGAUGUGCCACCCCCUGUGGAACAGCAGCUGGUUCAUAAGAAGGAUUCUGGUUUUUGGAGAGAUUUUGGCUUUGGGAUGACUUGUCAAUAUCAGUCGGAUUUCCUGACUGUUGGCGGCUUCGACAUGGAAGUAAAAGGCUGGGGUGGAGAAGAUGUUCAUCUCUACCGAAAACACUUGCACGGUGAUCUCAUUGUGAUUCGGACUCCAGUGCCUGGUCUGUUCCACCUCUGGCAUGAGAAGCACUGUGCGGAUGAACUGACCCCUGAGCAGUACCGAAUGUGCAUCCAAUCCAAAGCCAUGAACGAGGCCUCUCACUCCCACCUGGGAAUGAUGGUCUUCAGGGAGGAGAUAGAGAUGCACCUUCGCAAACAGGCUUACAGAACAAACAGCGAGGCUGCUGCGGGGUGACAGUCACCAACACGUUAGACUGCACACAAGCCUUAAGUCCAAUCCUAGAUCCUGUGCCUCUUCCAGAGAAAAACUUUU